This is a messenger RNA of Anopheles coustani, 1585 nucleotides long. RefSeq lists its product as uncharacterized. NCBI's taxonomy places the organism in Eukaryota, Metazoa, Arthropoda, Insecta, Diptera, Culicidae. The coding region runs from base 106 to 1437 and encodes 443 amino acids. The record is from RefSeq and is a predicted model, not a curated record. The transcript is spliced from 3 exons.
UUCUACCAGAGAUUUCUGGUUCAGAUUUCUGUGCUCAUAACCUACAGAAAAUUUACAAUUCGAUACCACUUGUUGAACGUAGUGUGUAUUUAAAGAAACAUUACCAUGGAGCAAUCAAGAGCUAAAACAUCGAAGAUAUGUCGAUUAUGUUUGGAAGAUCUCGACAGAACGACAAACUUUGGGAUAGACCUUGGACCCGCCAGUGAAAUUCGUCAGUUGAUUAAAGAUAUCUACACAGUAGAGAUUUUACCCACUGACCAGGUGAAAUUCAUCUGUGUAAGUUGUUACAAGUGCUUGUUGAAGAACCACAACAAUCUCGUACAACGUCAAAACAAAAAAAGGAUCGCACAGAUGAACCAGCUCGUACUCCAGGCCCAGCAAACGUCCAUCGAAGACACGCAAGAAAAUGAUGCAGUUCUUUCUGGAACGUCUGCCGAUAGCGAUUCAAAAAAUGAUUCCUCGGAACACAGUAACCCCGAGCGAAGUAUGGCAUCGAAACUGCCGGUUGUGGAGCAAAAUAGCAGCGCAAGGGUAAACAAGGUUUUGCCAACUUCAAACGUAGAACGCAGAAAAGGAUCAUCGAAUGAAACAGACAAAACAGAUCGCAGCCGAUCCUCAACACCACAGGUUUCAGGAGGAAGGGAAACCCGCAAAUCUAGCUUGGAACGUAGCCUACGGUUAGGAAGUUUCGAAAAACAGCUUGAAGCUCUUUUGCCAAUUUUGCAAGGCGACACCAAACAGGAAGAUUCUUCGUCGGAUACAUCAAUACACAAGCAAAGGAAACGGAACGAACCGGGGAUAACACCACCAUCAAGUGGAUGUUUGAUACCACUAGUGAUGGAUUGUAUGGCUCAUCCGGAAUAUCUUGAAGCGCUGUUUCCUCUGAAAAUCUCACGAGGUCCUGAGGACGCAAAACCUUUAGAAUACAUGUGUGAUGUUUGUUUCCAAACAUUUAAAAAAGAAGAUGAUUACCGCAGUCAUCGCAAGCAUGGCUGUACACAGUCAUGUAGGUACUGCUUUGCGCAAAUCAAGUCUCAGCAUUCAUGUGCCUUAGUUAGCAAGCACUCAUUGAUAAACACAUUUGUUAAAGGAAGUGAAAAAUAUUGCACAAGAACUGAUACGACAACAGAAAACUCUAAGUUGAACGAACUUGCUGAAACUCCCAAGGGACAGUCGCCUCGAUCACAUCCAUCUGCAGAAGAACGGAAAGCCAAGGGAUCUCCUAACAAGAGUGGACAUGAUAAUAGUCCCAUAAAAACGACUGGUAAAAUCAAUCGAAUCGUAUAUUCAGUAGAAUCAUCCUCUUCAUCGGAUAACUCUUCCGAUGUACCAACACUAUUUAACGUAGAAACAUCAGACGAGGAAUACAAUAAUCUACUGAAUGAUGUUAGAAACAAAAUGCGUAAAAAGACAAAGAAAAAAAGAAUAAUCGAUUAAAAAGGGAUGCACCCGAAGUACAUCGCGUACAGGAUCGGAGUACGGAAGCUGGUGCCACACUAGGGCACAUACAAAUAUAACAUUUUUUUAUUAUACUUUUCUUUCAUAAAUGCAUAAAUAAUAUGUUAAUGUGUUAUGUUACGCUAUA